ACACACACACAUAUAUAUAUAUAUAUAUAGAGAGAGAGAGAGAGAGAGAGAGUGGCAAUAUAUGAACAGCAGAUUGUAGCAAAUUAAGUAAGAAGUUAAAAGUAGAUAUGUCAAGGUUUAGUAACACUGUAAUAGGUCUAUUGAACCUAUUCACACUGUUAGCAUCAAUACCCAUCAUCGGCGGUGCUUUAUGGAUAGCAAGAAGCAGCGCCACCUGUGAAAGCUUCCUCCAAACGCCACUUCUAGUGAUCGGAUUCGUAAUCUUGAUAGUAUCGUUGGUGGGUUUCAUCGGUGCAUGCUUCCACUUAGCAUGGGCACUGUGGGUCUACCUGCUGGUCAUGUUGUUCCUGAUCGCAGCCUUGCUGGUCAUCACCAUUUUUGGGUUCAUCGUGACAGGAGCAGGUGGCGGAUCAGAAGUUUCAGGCAGGGUAUACAAUGAAUAUCACUUGGAGGAUUAUUCGCCAUGGCUGAGGAAAAGAGUUGAGGAUCCAAAGUAUUGGAUGACGGUAAGAAGUUGUAUUUUGGGGUCCAAGACUUGUGGGGAUAUCGUUAUGUGGUCUCCUGUUGAUUAUUUAACCAAGGAUAUGUCUCCAAUUCAGUCAGGUUGUUGUAAGCCACCAAGUGUAUGCAACUAUCAGAUGACAACGAUGGAUCAGGAUCUAGACUGCUACAAAUGGAACAACGAUCCAGACGUAUUAUGCUACGAGUGUGACUCGUGCAAAGCCGGGGUGUUGGAGGAUGUGAGGAGAAAUUGGCGCAAACUCUCGGUUCUUAACGUUAUUAUGACGUUGCUUCUCAUCGGCAUAUAUUGCAUCGGUUGUUGUGCCUUUCGGAACACACGGAGGGCCGAGACAGAUUAUCCAUAUGGAGAAAACCGAAUGUCCAAAGUCCGACCCAGAUGGGAUUUCUUUUGGUGGAGAUGGUGGCAUGAAAGAAGACACUCGCUUUAUUGAAAGUAAAUUCAAGAAGUAUCUUGCUUUUUACCUUUCUACCCUCGCUGAUUCUUCUUCCUGUACAUUACGUUUUCUAUCCAUGUGGUUUGUUUAGAAUU
Cynara cardunculus var. scolymus (artichoke) is the source of this 1051-nucleotide messenger RNA. Its product is annotated as tetraspanin-6. The transcript is spliced from 3 exons. Gene Ontology annotation, biological process: auxin-activated signaling pathway. Bases 108 to 953 code for a protein of 281 amino acids. The record is from RefSeq and is a predicted model, not a curated record. NCBI's taxonomy places the organism in Eukaryota, Viridiplantae, Streptophyta, Magnoliopsida, Asterales, Asteraceae. Gene Ontology annotation, cellular component: plasma membrane; plasmodesma.